Molecule: messenger RNA, 3857 nt
Organism: Amoebophrya sp. A25
Lineage: Eukaryota; Dinophyceae; Syndiniales; Amoebophryaceae
Source: the annotation of a GenBank genome assembly
AUGCGCAGGCCGAGUCGAAAUGUGGGCAACGGUGCGGAACCGAUCGAAAUGUAUUUGCGGCGACAAGGUUACACAGCCUUACGCAAAAUCGGAAAGGGAUCCUUCGGAGCCGUCUAUCUCUGUCAGCCUAACAGCAGCGUCAGCGUUGGUAACAAUAAGGCGUCGUCUCCGGGUGACAAUCAUGGUGCCGGAGGGCAGAAGCAAGGGGAAACUGAGCAGGGACAGCAACUGGUCUGUAAAAUGAUCGACGUGAGCUCCAUGACCUCAAAAGAAAGACAACAGGUCAUGGAAGAAGGUACUCAUUGCUCUCACUUGUACGACUUGCUCUCUACUAAAUCGGAUUAAUUCUUGACCUUCCUUGUGCUGACAAAUUGAUUUUGAUUUCUCUCUCGUCUCAGAUAUUCAAACUGAAGUGACUGCAUCAUGCUUUAGUACGUAUCGGUGAUGUGCAUGCACCUACAUCAAAGCCAAGCGGCACCUGGACGUCCUCACGGGCACAAUACUUAAUUACCAUGCACCAGCACGACUGCUUUCGACUUUGUCGCAUCCUUACAUUAUCAAGUAUCACGGUUCUGUCAUUUCGCAUGGGUGGUUUCUUCUUGCGAUGGAUUUCUGUCCUAGAGGCGACCUCGGCCGCUACAUCAGGAAGCAAAACGAGAGACGCAGAAAAUUCCCUGAACGGCAGAUCAUAUCGUGGCUGACGCAGAUACUGCUAGCACUGCGAUACUUGCAUGGGAAGCACAUAGUGCACAGAGACGUCAAGAGCUCCAACUUCUUCCUCACAGACCACAUGACGCUCAAAAUGGGUGACUUCGGAGGUAUUGUCUAUCUAACACGGAAAUCCGUAAAAGAAUCAAUUAAUAUGCCGAUUAAAUAGAUUUCAGUUUCACCUGGUCGUGCGCAGAUUUCCUACCAACUCACGUGGAUCUACUACUCCAACUCAGAGUAAUAUGAUCUUCAGAAAAUUCUCUGUGAUCUUCAACAACAGUGUCAAAGUGCUUACAUUCGACGCUGGGGCAUGCGAAAACACAAAUAGGGACACCAUACUACAUUCCACCGGAAAUUUGUGGCGGCAGAGAAUAUUCUUUCAACGCCGAUGUAUGGUCAUUGGGCUGUCUGGCGUACGAGCUCAUGGUGCUCAAGGUAAAAAUGCGCUUUCUACUUCUAGCUGGGACUAUUGCUGUGAUGCACUAACAAACACAUUCAUCUUCUAGUUUUUCUGCAUCUACCGCUAAUUACAAUGAUCUGCUUUUGCAUCUUCAAGCAUCCAAUUGUCACAUGCCGCAACUGUAAAAGCCACCACUGUUAGAAGGUGCCCUUCGACGCGCCAGACGUACAUGCUUUGUGUCGCAAGAUUCAAGAGCAUCCGGUCCCAGCGUUGCCAGCGUUCUAUUCGACAUCGCUUCGAAGCAUCGUGCAACUCAUGUUCUCCAAGGAUCCCCGACAACGACCCGGAAGUGAGGAGCUGGUAAGAAGGUUGAGACAUUUGAAAAAGAGAAAGUUAAAGUUGUAACAGCAUGAUCAUUUGUGGCGUGAAAUCCGAAAAAAACCUGACGAAAAUCAAUGAAAUUAGGAGGAUCAGGAAGUCUAGGGCUAUGUUGGAGCAAGAGUCCCAUUAUCCACAAUUCAACGACAACAGUUGUUUCGGCCUCUUUUUGCGACGGAAGCCCAACAGCUAGAGCUUGGUCGGGGAUGUGCUAUCGACGAUGGUGAACAAAGGGGGAAUGCCCAAUCAUCUGCCGACAAGGAGAAUGCGCCGCCACAAUUCUAUCGAAGAGGACAGGCACUCAACUAGUAAAUUCAUGUUUAUCCUAAGGACACCCACACUCUUACUAUUCAUGAAGAAUAAGAUAUGAAAGGCGGCAUCUUUUCGAUGUCAGUUAUCGUCACAAGCAAAACAAAGAAAGUCUAAUCUUCUUGUUCUUCAUGUUUCAAUGUCCCAUUAUGAUUAUGACGCUCUUAAUUGCUGACUCUUUCAGAUGGUCGAAUACUGGAGCGAAACUCACCAGCAGUGGAUACGCACGAAGGUGAUUGAUUUAGAGCUAGGAAGCGGUGAUAUUCAAAUCGACGCAAAGCCUGGUGUUUGGUUGAAGCAUGCUGUACGAAUUUCGAGGAUCCGUACUGCUGGAGCUUCUUCUUCUCCUGGAACUGGAGCAAAAGAUCAGAAUCCCGGAACUGGAGCAAAUGACAACAACAAGAAUCCAGCUAAUGUCAAUCAUGUAGUAAAUAAAGAUGCAGUUUCAGCUCGAGGAGGUGAUCGAGACUCCUCUGCUCGUGCAAGUAAUAUCAAGGAGAACAAUGCCAAGGACGAUCAAUCAGAUCCUGUCGUUGUCACCCCACGUCUUGGCGCGGAUCAGGCUGGAGGAGGGACCGCUUCGGCAGAACAUGACAAGAGUAUGAAGGAGGGGUCCUCCGGAGUAGCUACAGGAGGUGCAGCAGGAUUACAAGUCCAACUAGAGGGUGAGAACCUUGAGCGGUACAACCGCUUGAGAAAUGGUGGCAGCAGUAGUUCAAGCAAUUCGAAUGUUGCGAGAAACAGCGUCAACAGUGGUGCCAGUAAACAAGAUAACGUAAAAAUCAAGAAUGAUAUCGAUCAGAGCCAGAAGGGAGAACUUCAAAAUCCUUCAUCUAUCAUAAGCAAACCAGGAAUGAACGCGCAUAAGAUGAACCAGAAAAUGGGCGCUGAAGAUGAAGGCGGCAAUCAAGGUGGAGUAGCAGGACUUCAGAGAGCUGGCGGCGUGGACCACUAUAUCCCCGGACGCCCGUCACCCCGACGACCCCUCGGAAGGAGGCAAGACGCUGCAGCAGGCGCGAAGAAUAUCAAGAGCGCCGCGAACCUAAAGAAUAACGCGGUAGUCCAUUCUGUCCCGUCCUACCACGUUGCUGCAUCAAAUCACGCUGCGGCGCUCUACUAUCGCAGACAAAACACUCCGAGAGUGUUCACCCCAAGGAUCUUCUAGCAAAAAUGCAAUCUUGAUGUAAAAAACGCAUUCGUAGUUCAAUCUUUCAUCGUCACAAAUUGAAUGUGCACGUAGUUAUACUCAGGAGAUAUGUCGUCGUAUCUUCUGGGAUGCAGUGUAACAACAAAAUGUAAAUCGACUGAAAUAAACUACUUUAAGUCCUUUUUGUCUUCGUACUUCUAGCAAGUACAACAGGUAUCGCCCUACGCCUCUGCAUUUAAUGUAACUAUGAUAGAUUUCCUGAGUGCUGAAGUGCUCUAUUUUAGUAGGAAUUCUGAAUCUUAAUCAUGCGCUAUUUUCCUUUUUGUUACAACUUGCUCGUUGUAGUCAGUCUGCCGUUAUAUGUUUUGUGAACUUUUUUUCUGUCUAUGCUUGCAUAUAGCUACAACUCAUGUGAACGCUUGACCAGGUGUCUUGUUACCUCUUGCAACAAUAAGGAUAUGAAAAUGCACAGGUAGUAAUUGAGAUUUCUAAACAAAGUGAUACAUGAUUUGAAAUGUACUACCACUUCCAGGGCCGAAUGUACUCGCUAGUGGACGUACAAGUGUGCGCCUUGAUAAAUAUGUGGGCGCCAAAAACUGAAUGUACUAGUGGUGGGUCAUUUAGAGUAGAGCAUAGUAUGCUUUGGAGAAUGGUAUCGCCAUCACAAUUGCACAAGAAGACUGUGGGAUAUUGCUGAUGUUAGGAUUUCACUUCAACAAGGGCAAGGGGAACGAUAUGAAUUUAGUUGGUGAUUGUAGCCAGUCUGUACAGACAGUUAUGUCAGAUUGUGAUCGCAUUGGUUGACGUUGUAACAAAUUUGGUGGUACUCGACGUAGGUAGCGUGCGUCAGCGUCAUCCAAUGAAGUUCAAUAAAGAGAUUGCAACUCUGGCUACCAGAACCAGAUUGAAAAUCAC